Strongyloides ratti is the source of this 453-nucleotide messenger RNA. Its product is annotated as Domain of unknown function DB domain-containing protein. NCBI's taxonomy places the organism in Eukaryota, Metazoa, Nematoda, Chromadorea, Rhabditida, Strongyloididae. Bases 1 to 453 code for a protein of 150 amino acids. The transcript has 4 exons. The record is from RefSeq and is a predicted model, not a curated record.
AUGGUUGUAAAAAAAUUAAUUGAAGUUAUGAGAAUAAUUUUAUCUUUAACUAUAUUUAUAUUAUUAAUUAUUAUUGGUGAAGGAAAACGUGAUGCUAAUCAAAAAUUAAAAGCAUGUUGCGCAAGACAAAAAAAUGCUGAUAAAGAUUGUAAAAGAAAAUUUUGUGAUUUUAAUAUUCUUACAAAAGAUAAUGUUAUGACAUUUUUAAAUACAUGUAAUCCAAAAGGUACAACAGUUCAAGAUAUGUGGGACUGUGCCUCAUCACGUGUUGAUCAUACAGAUUGUUGUAAAAAAAAUAAUGUUGUUGAGGAAUGUUUACCAUAUUGUAAAUCUGGAAAUUCAACACCAACAGAAUAUUUUAAACAUUUAUUCUGUAUGCAAGCUUUUAAUGGAAUUAAAAAUUGUUUUAGAAAUUAUCUUGAAACUCAUCCUAACAUUUUUGGAGACAAAUAA